Arabidopsis thaliana (thale cress) is the source of this 1425-nucleotide messenger RNA. It is a transcript of the gene FUT9, whose product is annotated as fucosyltransferase 9. Gene Ontology annotation, biological process: cell wall biogenesis. Gene Ontology annotation, molecular function: galactoside 2-alpha-L-fucosyltransferase activity. The transcript is spliced from 3 exons. Gene Ontology annotation, cellular component: Golgi cisterna membrane; membrane. The coding region runs from base 1 to 1425 and encodes 474 amino acids. NCBI's taxonomy places the organism in Eukaryota, Viridiplantae, Streptophyta, Magnoliopsida, Brassicales, Brassicaceae. The record is from RefSeq and is marked reviewed.
AUGAUAAAGCUCACGAUAGCAAUCGCCACUUGCUUAGUACUUUGCUUGGUGCUACUACUACCAUCCUCCAACAUAUCCUACCGCCACAAGUAUGAUCUUCCAACCAACGGUUUAAAUGAUUCUGAACAACAAAGUGAGAAACUGCUAGGAGGGCUUCUUGCUACAGGGUUUGAAGAGAAAUCUUGCUUAAGUAGGUAUGAUCAGUCUAUGAGCAAGCCUUCACCAUACAAACCAUCUAGACAUAUUGUUUCUAAGCUUAGAAGCUACGAGAUGCUUCACAAGCGUUGCGGGCCUGGCACAAAAGCUUACAAGAGAGCUACAAAGCAGCUUGGUCACAAUGAAUUAAGCAGCUCUGGUGAUGAAUGUCGGUAUGUAGUGUGGAUGCCUAUGUUUGGUCUAGGAAACAGAAUGCUUUCUCUGGUUUCUGUCUUCCUCUAUGCUCUCUUGACAGAUAGAGUCAUGCUUGUUGACCAACGGAACGAUAUAACUGACCUCUUCUGCGAGCCUUUCCCCGAAACUUCCUGGUUACUUCCUCUAGAUUUUCCAUUGAAUGAUCAGUUAGAUAGCUUCAACAGGGAACACUCGCGAUGUUACGGAACAAUGUUGAAGAAUCAUGGCAUUAACUCAACUUCAAUAAUACCGUCACAUCUUUAUCUUGAUAUUUUCCAUGAUUCCAGGGAUCAUGACAAAAAGUUCUUCUGUGAAGAAGAUCAAGCUUUCCUUGAUAAAGUCACUUGGCUCGUCGUGAAAUCCAACCUUUACUUUGUUCCAUCUCUAUGGAUGAUCCCUAGUUUCCAAACCAAACUCAUCAAACUAUUCCCACAGAAAGAAACCGUCUUUCACCAUUUGGCUCGCUAUCUUUUUCACCCGACAAACCAAGUUUGGGGUAUGGUCACUAGAUCAUACAAUGCCUACUUAUCAAGAGCAGACGAGAGACUUGGGAUUCAAGUACGAGUUUUUAGCAAGCCAGUUGGAUAUUUUCAACAUGUAAUGGACCAGAUCUUAUACUCUGAUCACCUAAAGAACAUGUUUUUGGAACAAGCAAGUUCGACAGGAGAAACAAUAGAAGUUUAUCAGCCAAGUGGAGAAAAGAUUCAACAAACAGACAAGAAGCUUCACGACCAAAAGGCACUCGCCGAGAUCUAUCUCCUUAGCCUAACCGAUGAACUUGUGACAAGCACAAGGUCUACAUUUGGAUAUGUAGCUCAAGGUCUUGGAGGGUUAAAGCCAUGGAUACUCUACGAGCCAAGGGACAAGAAAACUCCAAACCCACCAUGUGUUAGGGCCAUGUCGAUGGAGCCUUGUUUUCUUAGAGCUCCGCUCCAUGGUUGUCAAGCUAAGACAAUCAAAAUCCCUCCUUUUGUUAGGAUUUGUGAAGAUUGGAAAACAGGGCUGAAGCUAGUUGAUGUUUCAGAUGAACUUUGA